Messenger RNA from Pseudomassariella vexata, 1245 nucleotides. RefSeq lists its product as uncharacterized. The record is from RefSeq and is a predicted model, not a curated record. The transcript is spliced from 2 exons. NCBI's taxonomy places the organism in Eukaryota, Fungi, Ascomycota, Sordariomycetes, Amphisphaeriales, Pseudomassariaceae. The coding region runs from base 74 to 1021 and encodes 315 amino acids.
CACCAGCAGUAGCCCCUUCAUCUUAGACCGCCGGUGUUGCAUUUAUACAAAAACAGCCUCCACACUCAUCAUCAUGACCACCUCCCUUGACGCCCACACACGCCAGUACUCACACAUCAACGGUUCGGAUCAAGACCGCCUCGAGAGGCUGGCCGUAUCCGAGUUAUGCAAAGGUUGGCCCGUCUAUCGUGAUGCUUCGGAAUGGAAGAACUACCGCAGUCUCUUCGCGGAGGAGGCUACCAUCUGGACCACUUGGAGCAAGGCCCAACCAAUUGACAACUUCAUCAACAUAUCCAAAAAGGGAAAGGACCGGGGCGACUUCAUCAUGCACCGGGAAUGCGGCACACUGGUCGAGUACGCCCCGGACCACUCUCGCGCCGUGGGCAAGAUGAAAGCAACCAUCACCCAACGCUUCAAGACACAGCCGUGCAACGCAACCCCCGAUUGUCCUGUGGGAGCCGAGUAUGACGUCGACUGCGAUUGCCGCUUUAUCUUCUUCUGCUUCAAGGAUGCCGACGCUGAUGGCGCCUGGAAAGCCAAGUAUGUCAAACUCUUCUACGAGAAAGACAAGGUGGUCCCUGUCGACGGCAACCACGCUCCAAUCUUCGACAGGGCACUUCUUCAGUCUUUCCCUGACGGAUACAAAUUCCUGGGGGCCGCCCAAAGCUCGCUCGGCUAUCCCGUAGGCCAGCACCUGCCAACUGCGCGGAACCAUCAGUCGUGGUGUGAAAUGUACAUUAAGAUGGAGGAGUGGCUUUCUGGCCACGACGUUGAUCUCUACUGCUGUGAUGAUGUGCAGCAGAAGGACACCCUCACGCUUGUCGAUAUCGAUGUCAGCUGUAGGGACAAUGCCCAACCCGCCAACGGCGCUGGCCCUGAGCCACUGAAAUCCUUGGCUGAACCAAAUAUCGAGGUCAAGUCUGUUACUGCUGUGACCAACGAGAACCAACAUUAUCGCAAGGUAGCUGGCAUCAAGAGGAAGAUAUCAUCUGACGAGUGUUACAGAAAUGUUCGUUUCUGAUUUCACGGGGGUAAUCCGGCAUCUGAACAACCUGUGCUAUCUCUCGUUUCCUCGGAGGAUAUGGCUUCUUCCAUGGGUUAAACUGAACACUUCUUAGAUGUUUGAGCACAUAUGUUACUUAAGUGUGGUACAGCUAUCGUGCAUACCUUCUCAUAUGCCAGGAAACACCGAUCAUCGCAAAUGACACUCAAGACUAGCCCGACUUCUAUUAUGAAUACAUUUAC